Mesorhabditis belari is the source of this 747-nucleotide messenger RNA. The record is from the annotation of a GenBank genome assembly. Lineage: Eukaryota; Metazoa; Nematoda; Chromadorea; Rhabditida; Rhabditidae.
AUGGGUCAAUUCUCCUCUACUUCUGCUCGUCGAUCGCGACUUCAGAAGAAAAACGAACUUGUGGAAGUGGAUUUCUCGGACGCCUCAAUUUCGAUUCCCCCACUGGCUCCUGAUGACGAUGAUCAUACGAAGCCCGACCUCGCUGCACUAGACGAUUGGGACGAUAGCCUUUACGACAAGUCGCCGACGAUUCAAAAUGUGACGAGUACGGGAACCCCGGCUAAUAAUUGCGGAAUCAUCUCCUCAAUCACGCUACUGCUCGCGAUUGAGGAAAUCCGAAAGCUUCUUCACAGAAAAGCGAACGCGGCCGCCCUAAAGACAGACAGAACGGACGAGCUAUCGAUUGGAACAGGCCCAGCGAAUACUUUCAAAGCGUUUCGUAGGAUCAUUCAGCGAAUCCCGUUUGCUGAAACGCUUUUCGAGUCGGACGAUGCCAAUUUUAAAAUCAUGAGGCCCUUGAAUACAUCCGAAGAAGCGCUUUCUCCUGCAUUUGGAGGAGUUACAAAAGGUGUGAUUGGUUGGUUGGAGGCUGUGAAUGCUAAAAGCUUCAGCGUGGACUUCGCGAAAACCAAGAAUCCAUAUCUCAGCAUCAAGGAUUGGAGAGAGCUGGAUCACAGUGUUGCCUGGCUGAAGAUUUCCGAUGAUGAAUUUGAAAUGAUUUCGAACGAGACACAUGCACAAAUGAAACCGCACGAGAAAGUUCAUCUGGAAAUGGUGGUGAUGAAAAGGGAUCAAGCUAAUCUCCAU